GGAACCGCGGAUCUCGCCGCUGCAGGAGGCGCCCGGCCCAGCCAGCCCGGCAGCCCUCGCCGCCGCCGCCGCGCCCCAGCCCGGCUCUGCUCUCGUGCCCACCCCGUCGGCCAUGCAGCCCCGCCGCGCCCCGGCGCCCGGUGCGCAGCUGCUGCCCGCGUCCGUCCUGCUUCUCCUGCUGCUCGGCGCCGGGCCCCACGGCGGCUGCCGGGCCAGCCCGGUGCCUGCCGCGCCCCUGCCCGCGCCAGGGCCAUGCGCCUCGCAGCCCUGCGGGAACGGGGGCGUGUGCACCCCGCGCCCCGCGCCUGGCCCGCAGUCCCCGGACUCGGCCGAUGAGACCGGCUACCGCUGCGCCUGCCCUGCCGGAGUCUUCGGCGCCAACUGCCAGCUUGUUGUGGAUCCUUGUGCCAGCAACCCGUGCCACCACAGCCACUGCAGCAGCAGCCACGGCGACGGCUACAUCUGCGUUUGCAACGAAGGCUCGGAAGGCCCCAGCUGCGAGCAGGCGCGUCCCAGCCUCCCAGCCUCUGGCUGGACAGAGUCCACAGCACCCAGGCAGCUUCAGCCCGUCCCUGCUACCCAGGAGCCUGAUGGAAUCCUGCCCCGCUCUCAGGCGACGGCGACCCUGCCGACUUGGCAGCCAAAAACCGGGCAGAAAGUUGUAGAAAUGAAAUGGGAUCAAGUGGAGGUGAUCCCAGAUAUUGCCUGUGGGAAUGCUAGCUCUAACAGCUCUGCCGGUGGCCGCCUGGUAUCCUUUGAAGUGCCACAGAACACUUCAGUCAAAAUUCGGCAGGAUGCCACUGCUUCGCUGAUCUUGCUGUGGAAGGUCACGGCCGCGGGAUUUCAGCAGUGCUCCCUGAUAGACGGCCGCAGCGUGACCCUGCUGCAGGCCCCCGGGGCUCUCGUCCUCUUGGAGGAGAUGCUCGCCUUGGGGCCCAAUCACUUCAUCGGUUUUGUGAACGAUUCUGUUACUAAAUCUAUUGUGGCCCUGCGCUUAACUCUGGUGGUGAAGACCAGCACCUGUGUGCCAGAGGACAGCCAUGCCAGUGGCUUCGAGUGUUCGGGAAAAGGACAGUGUAUCACAAAGCCAUCCGAGGCAACUUUUUCCUGCGACUGUGAUGAACAAUACGUGGGUGCUUUCUGUGAAGAGUUUGAUGCCUGCUGGGGGAAACCCUGCCGGAACAACGGGACCUGUGUGGAUGCGAAUGAAAAGCAAGAUGCGAGCAAUUUCACCUGCACCUGCCUUGCUGGUUAUACCGGAGAGCUUUGCCAGUCCAAGAUUGAUUACUGUGUCCUGGACCCCUGCAGAAAUGGAGCAACAUGUGUUUCUAAUCUGAGUGGGUUCACCUGCCAGUGUCCAGAAGGCUACUACGGACCUGCCUGCGAGGAAAAGGUGGACCCGUGCGCCUCGUCGCCCUGCCAGAACAACGGGACCUGCUACGCGGCCGGCCUGCGCUUCCGCUGCAGCUGCAGCGCCGGCUUCACGGGCCCCGCCUGCGCCCAGCUCGUCGACUUCUGCGCCCUCAGCCCCUGCGCUCACGGCACCUGCCGCGGCGUGGGCAACAGCUAUAAGUGCCUCUGUGACCCAGGUUACCACGGCCUCUACUGUGAGGAGGAGUAUAAUGAGUGCCUCUCUGCUCCCUGCCUGAAUGCUGCCACCUGCAGGGACCUCGUUAAUGGCUACGAGUGUGUGUGCCUGGCAGAAUACAAAGGAAUACACUGUGAGUCGUACAAGGACCCCUGCGCUAACGUCAGCUGUCUGAAUGGAGGCACCUGUGACAGUGAAGCCGUAAACGGCACGUGUGUCUGCACACCAGGGUUUACAGGUGAAGAGUGUGACAUCGACAUAAACGAGUGUGACAGUAACCCCUGCCAUCACGCCGGCACCUGCCUGGACCAGCCCAACGGCUAUACCUGCCACUGCCCCCAUGGCUGGGUGGGAGCAAACUGUGAAAUCCACCUGCGGUGGAAGUCCGGGCACAUGGCAGAGAGUCUCACCAGCAUGCCUCGGCACUCCCUGUACAUCAUCAUCGGAGCCCUGUGUGUCGCCUUCAUCCUCAUGCUGAUCAUCCUCAUUGUGGGGAUUUGCCGCAUCAGCCGCAUCGAGUACCAGGGCUCCUCCAGGCCGGCCUAUGAGGAGUUCUACAACUGCCGCAGCAUCGACAGCGAGUUCAGCAACGCGAUCGCGUCCAUCCGGCAUGCCAGGUUUGGAAAGAAAUCUCGGCCUGCGAUGUAUGAUGUGACCCCCAUCGCCUAUGAGGAUUACAGCCCCGACGACAAACCUUUGGUCACACUGAUUAAAACAAAAGAUUUGUAAUCUUUUUUUUUUUUUUGGAUUAUUUUUCAAAAAGAUGGGAUACUACACUCAUUUAAAUAUUUUUAAGAAAAUAAAAAGCUUAAGAAAUUAAAAAUGUUAGCUGCUCAAGAGUUUUCGGUAGAAUAUUUAAGAACUAAUUUUCUGCAGCUUUUAGUUUGAAAAAAGUAUUUUAAAAACAGAAUUUGUGAAACCCAUAGACAACGUUUUAAUGUACUUUCAGCGCUCUGAACUGUGCUCUUCGCCUCGUGUGUGCGCUUUUCAUGGUAGACACUGUCAUGAAACCCAGAUAGUUUCUGUGGUCAUUGCAGAAUAAGUCUCAUCGAGGAGAAGUUCCUGUUUGAUGUGUGAGUGCCGGCUUUCUGAGUAGAGGUAGGAAACACGUAGAGUAUGAUGCAUAAUACAGUAUAUCCGUUACUUAAAAAGAAGCCUGACAUGUUUUGUGAAAAAGAAACUAGUUGCAUUUAUUAUUCCUAACCCGAGUGAAAUUAGCCUUUAUUCUGUGCAUGGGUAAGGAACUUCUUUCUGCUCUGUUCUGAUGAACUUCGUGGGAACAUUCUUUUGAGUUUGUUUCUGUCAUUUUUGUAACAGCCGUCAAGCUAGGCCUGGAAAACAUACGUGGUGAAAGGGCCUAGUGAGGCAAAUUAUGAUCAAACUGAAUCUAUAGUUCCUUUAGAAAGUCAGAGUUUUUAUAUUGUGAGUAAAUUAAGUUUACGUUGGAGCUCUCUGUUGCUAAGAGGUAGUAAGCAUAAGAAAGUACUGGUCCCUUCAGUAGUGAGUAUUUCUCAUAGUGCAUCUUUAUUUAUAUCCAGGACAUUCCUGUGGCUGUGUUUGAUUGAUAUGUGCUUCUUCUGAUUCUUCUAAUUUCAAAGAAAAUUGAAUAAAUGUUACCAAGUCAAGUA
This is a messenger RNA of Manis pentadactyla (Chinese pangolin), 3216 nucleotides long. It is a transcript of the gene DNER, whose product is annotated as delta/notch like EGF repeat containing. The record is from RefSeq and is a predicted model, not a curated record. NCBI's taxonomy places the organism in Eukaryota, Metazoa, Chordata, Mammalia, Pholidota, Manidae. Gene Ontology annotation, biological process: establishment or maintenance of epithelial cell apical/basal polarity; heterophilic cell-cell adhesion. Gene Ontology annotation, molecular function: calcium ion binding. Gene Ontology annotation, cellular component: protein-containing complex; plasma membrane. The transcript has 13 exons. The coding region runs from base 113 to 2317 and encodes 734 amino acids.